Messenger RNA from Fukomys damarensis (Damara mole-rat), 5236 nucleotides. RefSeq names its product insulin degrading enzyme (gene Ide). Gene Ontology annotation, biological process: peptide catabolic process. Gene Ontology annotation, molecular function: metal ion binding; metalloendopeptidase activity. Bases 27 to 3035 code for a protein of 1002 amino acids. The transcript is spliced from 25 exons. Gene Ontology annotation, cellular component: mitochondrion; peroxisomal matrix; cytosol. Lineage: Eukaryota; Metazoa; Chordata; Mammalia; Rodentia; Bathyergidae. The record is from RefSeq and is a predicted model, not a curated record.
GUUCAGUGGUAGAGGGAAACCUUAGCAUGCCUGAAACCCUGGGUUCAACCUCUGCAACAGCAGUGUCCUCCAGUUUUCAAAAAAAGACUUACAGCAAAAUGAAUAAUCCAGCUAUCAAGAGAAUAGGAAAUCACAUUAUCAAAUCUCCUGAAGACAAGCGGGAAUACCGUGGACUAGAGCUGGUGAAUGGUAUCAAAGUACUUCUCAUCAGUGACCCCACCACGGAUAAGUCAUCAGCAGCACUUGAUGUACACAUAGGUUCAUUGUCAGAUCCUCCAAAUAUUGCUGGUUUAAGUCAUUUUUGUGAACAUAUGCUUUUUUUGGGAACAAAGAAAUACCCUAAAGAAAAUGAGUACAGCCAGUUUCUUAGUGAACAUGCAGGAAGUUCAAAUGCCUUCACUAGUGGAGAGCACACCAAUUACUAUUUUGAUGUUUCUCAUGAACACCUAGAAGGUGCCCUAGACAGGUUUGCGCAGUUUUUCCUGUGCCCCUUGUUUGAUGAGAGUUGCAAAGACAGAGAAGUGAAUGCAGUGGAUUCAGAACAUGAAAAGAAUGUGAUGAAUGAUGCCUGGAGACUCUUUCAGUUGGAGAAAGCUACAGGGAAUCCCAAGCACCCUUUCAGCAAAUUUGGGACAGGUAACAAAUAUACUCUAGAGACUCGACCCAACCAAGAAGGCAUUGAUGUAAGACAAGAGCUACUGAAAUUCCAUUCUACUUAUUAUUCAUCCAACUUAAUGGCUAUUUGUGUUUUAGGUCGAGAAUCUUUAGAUGACUUAACUAAUCUGGUAGUAAAGUUAUUUUCUGAAGUAGAGAAUAAAGAUGUCCCAUUGCCAGAAUUUCCUGAGCACCCAUUUCAAGAAGAACAUCUUAAACAACUUUAUAAAGUAGUGCCCAUUAAGGAUAUUAGGAAUCUUUAUGUGACAUUUCCCAUACCUGACCUUCAGAAGUAUUACAAGUCAAAUCCUGGUCAUUAUCUUGGUCAUCUGAUUGGGCAUGAAGGUCCUGGAAGUCUGUUAUCAGAACUUAAAUCAAAGGGCUGGGUAAAUACCCUGGUUGGUGGACAAAAAGAAGGAGCCAGAGGUUUUAUGUUUUUUAUCAUUAAUGUGGACUUAACUGAGGAAGGAUUACUACAUGUUGAAGAUAUAAUUUUGCACAUGUUUCAAUACAUUCAGAAGUUGCGUGCAGAAGGACCUCAAGAAUGGGUUUUCCAAGAGUGCAAGGACUUGAAUGCAGUUGCUUUUAGGUUUAAAGAUAAAGAGAGGCCACGGGGCUAUACAUCUAAGAUUGCAGGAAUGCUGCAUUAUUAUCCCCUAGAAGAAGUACUCACAGCUGAAUAUUUACUGGAAGAAUUUAGACCUGACUUAAUAGAGAUGGUUCUUGAUAAGCUCAGACCAGAAAAUGUCCGGGUUGCAAUUGUUUCCAAAUCUUUUGAAGGGAAAACUGAUCGCACAGAAGAGUGGUAUGGAACCCAAUACAAACAAGAAGCUAUUUCAGAUGAAGUCAUUAAGAAAUGGCAAAAUGCUGACUUAAAUGGGAAAUUUAAACUUCCAACAAAGAAUGAAUUUAUUCCCACGAAUUUUGAGAUUGUAGCAUUAGAAAAAGAAGCCACACCAUACCCUGCUCUUAUUAAGGAUACAGCCAUGAGCAAACUGUGGUUCAAACAAGAUGAUAAGUUUUUUUUGCCAAAGGCUUGUCUCAACUUUGAAUUUUUCAGUCGCUACAUUUAUGCUGAUCCUCUCCAUUGCAACAUGACAUACCUGUUUAUCAGGUUAUUGAAGGAUGAUUUAAAAGAGUAUACAUAUGCAGCACGCCUCUCAGGUUUGAGCUAUGACAUUGCAUCAGGAAUGAAUGCAAUACUUCUCUCUGUGAAAGGUUACAAUGACAAGCAGCCAAUUUUGCUAAAGAAGAUUACUGAGAAAAUGGCUACUUUUGAGAUCGAUAAAAAAAGAUUUGAAAUUAUCAAAGAAGCAUAUAUGCGGUCUCUUAACAAUUUCCGGGCUGAACAGCCUCACCAGCACGCCAUGUACUACCUCCGCUUGCUGAUGACCGAAGUGGCCUGGACUAAAGACGAGUUAAAGGAUGCCCUAGAUGAUGUCACCCUUCUUCGCCUUAAGGCCUUCAUACCUCAGCUCCUGUCGCGGCUGCACAUUGAAGCCCUCGUUCAUGGAAACAUAACAAAGCAGGCUGCAUUAGGAAUUAUGCAGAUGGUUGAAGAUACCCUUAUUGAACAUGCUCAUACAAAACCUCUCCUUCCAAGUCAGCUAGUUCGGUAUAGAGAAGUUCAGCUACCUGACAGAGGAUGGUUUGUGUAUCAGCAGAGGAAUGAAGUUCACAAUAAUUGUGGUAUCGAGAUAUACUACCAAACAGACAUGCAGAGCACCUCAGAGAACAUGUUUCUGGAACUCUUCUGUCAGAUUAUCUCUGAACCUUGUUUCAACACCCUGCGCACCAAGGAGCAGCUGGGCUACAUUGUCUUCAGUGGGCCACGUCGAGCCAAUGGCAUACAGGGCUUGCGAUUCAUCAUCCAGUCAGAAAAGCCUCCUCACUACCUGGAAAGCAGGGUGGAAGCUUUUUUGAUUACCAUGGAAAAGUCCAUAGAAGACAUGACAGAAGAGGCCUUCCAAAAACAUAUUCAGGCAUUAGCAAUUCGUCGACUAGACAAACCAAAGAAGCUGUCUGCAGAGUGUGCUAAAUACUGGGGGGAGAUCAUCUCUCAGCAGUACAAUUUUGACAGAGAUAAUUUAGAAGUUGCGUAUUUAAAGACACUUACCAAGGAAGAUAUCAUCAAAUUCUACAAGGAAAUGUUGGCAGUAGAUGCCCCCAAGAGACAUAAGGUGUCCGUCCAUGUUCUUGCCAGGGAAAUGGAUUCUUGUCCCGUUGUUGGAGAGUUCCCGUGUCAAAAUGAUGUAAAUUUGUCACAAGCACCACCCUUGCCACAACCUGAAGUGAUUCAGAACAUGACCGAAUUCAAGCGUGGCUUGCCACUAUUUCCCCUCGUGAAACCACACAUUAACUUCAUGGCUGCAAAACUCUGAAGAUUCCCUGUGGAUGGGGAAGUGUGCGUGGAUCUAUUCCUCAGUCUUCCAGGCCUAUGGAAACAAUCUUGGCCACUAGAGUAGUUUCUGGUUUACUAAUAGAGAGACGACAAAAAAAAAAAAAACAAAAAAAAAAGUUAUCAAAUGUUAUUAUGUAGAAAUGUUAAAAAUCCAAAAUAAAUUACAAAAUCUUAUAGAUGUAGAAUAUUUUUAAAAUACAUGCCUCUUAAAAUAUUUUAAAAUUUUUUCUUUUCAUUUUUAAGAGAAAUUUCCCUUAUAUAACUGGUUAAAAUGAUGAACGAUAUUCUUAGAUCUUCCCUAUUCUGUAAAAUAGUCAUUUGUCCGAAGAAGAAAAGAGUUAGCUUUUUUUAAAAAAGCACCCUAGGUUGGCGGAGAAGGCUUAAAGAAUAUUUAGAAAGGUGUUAAUUGCCUAUUUAAAACUUGAUCCUCAAAUUUGCUUUCUACUUCAUGGUUUCAUAUAAAUCAGUGGAAAACAUUACAUUUGGCAGAUAAUGCACAAAGCAAUGUCAUUUCUUUUAUUAGUGAAAUUACUGUUAUAAAAGGCAUGGUUUUAAUCUUUUAUAAAAUAUGAACAUGUUUUUUAUUCCAACUAGUAAAAUGCUGGAAAACCCUAGAACACUCUACUUAGUUACAGUGCUAGAAAUACAGAUUUACCUUACAUCAAUUUUGUCCCAAACAGAAUUUCUCAGGAUUACUGUGGUUUCUUUCUGAUUGAAGUAUAUUGACAUUCUUAUUGUUCAUAGUUGAUUUGCAGUGUUUUAUCAGUUUUACUUUUUCUCAUCAACAUAUUGCUGUAUGUACUUAAUAAGGACAAAUUAUGUCAACUUCAGAUCCUACUGAGUGUGUGACAUGCUUUUCCAACAUCAGCUGUUGUAACUACCCAUAACUUUUAACUGUGGUGAAAUUGCAAUUAAUAUUUUACCCCUUCAUGAAUUUAAAAUGCAACAAAUGCAAAGUCACCUUUUUGGAGACAAAAAAAUAAAGCUUACAUUUUUAAAUAGUAAGUCUCCAUAAAACUCUAAAAUCCCUUGUUGUUACCAGUCUAAUCUUGCCUUGUGUUAUUUUUUUAAUGUAUAAACAUAUAAAGACACAGGUGAUUGACUGGGGUGGACUUUAAAAAAUUUUUUUUUCAUGAGGUACUAUUUCAGGUGAAAUUGUUACUGUAGAUUAAACAUAUAUUUUAAAAUAUCAUUAAAACUUGUUUAAGUUUUAAUCAGUUAUUACUAUUAUUAAAUUUUGUUUCAAGAGAAAUUGUGAAUAUAUUUCCACACACAGGCACUAGCAACGCUGAGUGGUCCCAUUGUCCACUAACUCAGGCAAAAAAUGGCAUUUUGUCUCCCCAUGUGAUUGAUUUGCCAGGAAUUCUUUCUGCAAUCAUGUCUUUUCACAUAGUUUUUACAUUUCCAAUUUUCCAAAUAAUCUCACUUUGGGGCAAGAAUGACAUAGUCACAACUAUGGAGACUGCUUUCAAAAGUGGGGCUCCAGUCUGCCAGGUCAACUUGGUGCUGUCGCUGUCUUUUUAUCCCUCCUUCCAGAGCCUCCCCGCGUGAAGCCGGUCAUUGUCCACUGGAAGGUGUGUGAAGGCAACACUUUCUUCUGGUUUUAUGCAUUUGUAGACUAUGCAGCUUUUCAUCAAACUGCAAAUACAUACAAGAUGAAUCUAAAGUUAGUCCUGAGUGUUUAAAUCCGUCACUGUAAAAGUAAACACAAAUCCACCUACCUUUUCUGUGGGAAAUUAUGUGCUUUUGAAUAAUUUUUAGCUCUUUUUAAAAAAUGAGCAAAAUUUUAAAGUGUCAUUUUUAUGCGGAAAGGCGCCUAAAGAGUUAUGAAAGCAAUCUCAUGUCGUCUUCCCUGAACCUGCGCCUGUUGAGUGUGCUCCAGUGCUUUCUAGUUUCCAUUCUGGAUCUAGAGCUUCUGUUGGGUCCCUCAGGCAUACUAAUGGAUUCAUGCAAAUGGGUCCCAGCUGCAGUCCAAGAGCAAUAAGAGACUACCCCAGGUACUGCUCUCUACACAGGGCUUAUUUACCAAAUGAGAUUUGUGAGACACUAAGCUAUUAGUUACCAAGGACUUUUUAAAAGUCUUCUUUUUGACUAGUUGAUGUGAAAGAGAGAGCAUGUGACACAGCCAGUAUGCUGGAGUCCUAGGGUUAUCCUGUUUACAAUAAAUCGCCUGAAUUAAAA